Molecule: messenger RNA, 1170 nt
Organism: Fusarium venenatum
Lineage: Eukaryota; Fungi; Ascomycota; Sordariomycetes; Hypocreales; Nectriaceae
Product: putative methyltransferase-domain-containing protein
Source: RefSeq, a predicted model, not a curated record
AUGAGCACACCGCGUACGCUAGCGCUGCCGUCGAGCAGCUUACCGCCUCUCUUUACUCUCGCUAAACAAGCAGAGUCCGAUAUCUUCAACGCUCUGCAUUACUUGGCCGCCAUAUACUGCCCGCUGUCAUUCCCAUUUUCUAUUGAACUGGAUGAAACAAAGCAUGUUGUUGCUGAACCGGUGGAUUCGGGAUACACAUCCGGGAACGAAGAUGAUGAGCCUGCUCCAACACCAGCUACUAUCCGAGCAGAUCCGUAUGAGAAAUCUUUUACGGAAAGGUGGUUGACUGGCUUUUUAUCUCGUGCCGAAAGCCUGGAUAACUUUACUUCCGAGGAAAGUAGCCAGCGUGCUUUGGACCAGGCAGCAUAUAUCUUCGAAUCACUUUUUGCAAACGCCUUGGAUGAAGAUGAUCAAAACUCACCAUUCUUACGACAAUUUUCUUUCGACACACAUUCUACUCAAGGAGAGAAGAAACACAUCUCGGUGCAGUUGAACGAUGGGCUUGCUGGGACGAAUGACUCGGACUUUGAAGAUGUGGGCCUCCAGAGUUGGGGUGCUUCCAUCGUCUUCUCGGACAUGUUGUGCGCGACUCCAGAACGAUUCAGUCUCACAGACCUUUCUCUUACAAAACAUAAUCGAAUUAUCGAGCUUGGUGCGGGCACUGGGCUUGUGAGUCUUGUUCUCGGAAAGUUGAUUCCAGCGCUGGGCAUCACAGAUUCCAAAAUCAUCGCUACCGACUAUCACCCAGCUGUCCUUGAGAAUCUGCAAUCCAACAUAAGCAUCAACUAUCCAGAGGACGCAUCAGCUGUUGAAACAAGCUGUCUCGACUGGGCAGACUUUUCGCUCGAUGCGCCUUUCGAUGUGCCUGCUAGUAUGCUUUUCGCAACAGAUGUGGUAUACGCCCCUGAGCACGCGUGCUGGCUACGCGACUGUGCUACACAGCUUCUCUCUGAAGGGGGCGUUUUCUGGUUGCUGGUCACCAUACGACCUAAUGGCAAAUUUGCGGGCAUUGGGGACACUGUUGAGGCUGCUUUUACAGCAGAUGAAAGACCGUGUGGGAAGGGUGGGAAGAAACUUGAUAUUCUCGAGAGGCAGAAAUUGGAUAAGCGAAGUGGUGUUGGGAGAGGAGACGAGAGUCAUUAUGAGCUUUUUAAAAUCGGUUGGGCUUAG